UUCAGCUUCUUUCUCCUAGCCUUCAAACCCUUCACUCCAAUCCCAUGAAAGUUAACAGCAAACCAUCCUUCAGGUGACUGCCAUCACUUAACUCUCUUGCAGUUCUUUCUUCUUCACCCAAUAGAAGAAACCCAUGCCCUUUCUAAAACCCAACUGAGAGAUUUUCCAUUUUUAUGUUCACAUCUUUCAAAACAAAAUUCCCACUUUUCAACUUGUGAAAAAAAAAGCAAGCUUGCAUGUAAGCACUUAUUUCCCAAAUUGGCUUACUCUUCAAUUCCCUUCAAUUUCUUUGCUUGCAUUCCACUGAACAAGUACUAAAAUUUAGAGGCAUAUUUUACUUAUAAGCCCUUGUCAUCCAACACAUAAAAAAGAUGGAACCUUUUCAUCCUUCUCUCACCUUUCCCUUCUCCUACACCUUCAACACCACUACUAGUGCACUUGGUGGUGGCAUUGCUGAAAAUAUAGCCACAUCAUGUCCUAAUCCAUGGAUGGAUGCUAGGAUAUGGUGCAAGCUCCCCCAUCGGCUCCUCGAUCGUGUCAUCGCCUUUCUCCCACCGCCUGCCUUUUUUCGCUCUCGAUGUGUCUGCAAGAGGUGGUAUGCUCUCUUGUUCUCCAACACCUUUCUUCAGCUCUACCUCGAAGUAUCUCAGCGCCGCCAUUGGUUCCUGUUCUUCAAGAACAAGAGCCUCAGGGGAAGCUACAUAUACAGGAACAACAUUGGAGGAAGCAACGGUGACAGCAACAGGGGUGGUACUAAUUGUGAAGGUUAUCUUUUUGAUCCUUAUGAACUUUCAUGGUAUCGCCUUUCGUUCGCUCUACUUCCCUCCGGCUUCUCCCCAGCUUCAUCUUCCGGCGGUUUAAUCUGUUGGGUUUCGGAUGAGGCUGGCCCGAAAACUCUCAUUCUAUGCAACCCAAUUGUUGGUUCUAUGUCUCCAUUGCCUCCAACUCUAAGACCAAGGCUCUUGCCUUCCAUAGGGUUGAGUGUCAACCCUACAUCCAUUGAUGUAACUGUUGCUGGAGACGACUUGAUCUCUCCAUACGCUGUGAAAAACUUGACUGCCGAGAGCUUCCAUAUCGACGCAGGCGGGUUUUUUUCGCUGUGGGGAAUCAAUUCUUCCCUCCCAAAACUCUGUAAUUUCGAAUCAGGUCAAAUGGUUAAUGUUCGAGGAAGAUUCUACUGCAUGAACUACGGCCCUUACAGUGUCUUAGCCUAUGAUGUGGCAGCAAACAAUUGUUGGACGAUUGAGGCCCCCAUGAGAAGGGCCCUGAGAUCUCCAACCUUGAUGGAGAGCGGUGGGAAGCUGCUUUUAGUUUCUGCAGUUGAGAAGAGCAAGCUCAACGUGCCGAAAAGCUUGAGGAUUUGGGGGUUGCAGGCUUGUGGAACAACUUGGGUUGAGAUGGAGAGGAUGCCGCAGCAGCUCUAUGUGCAAUUUGAUGACCUGGAGAAUGGGAAUGGGUACCGUUGUGUUGGACAUGGAGAGUUCAUCACCAUCAUGAUUCUGGGUUCCGACAAGGCGUUGCUGUUCGAUAUGUCCAGGAAGAGGUGGCAGUGGAUUCCUCCGUGCCCUUACGUUAAUGCUGGGGUUGAUGGGGACUUGCAUGGCUUUGCUUAUGAACCCCGGCUCGCUACGCCGGUCACUGGGCUGCUUGAUCAGCUCACUGCAAUUCCUUUUCAGGCUUUCAGUGCUUAGGAGGGUUCAAGUUGCAAUGUGAUCUAAAUAUGUAGCCGUAGGAAAGUGGCAGUGAUGUCGGUGUUAGUAGGUUUAGUCCAACCUACUGAGGAGCUACUUGUUAUAUUUGAAGUUAAUCUGCUAUGUAUUUUGUCGUUCUCUUCUACCUGGUGUAUGAAACAGGAGAUAGUUCGCAUAACUAUUGUGAUAAACGUAAUAAUAUUUCCUGGAAUUAACUACAAGAUUGAAAACGGCUA
Molecule: messenger RNA, 1927 nt
Organism: Malus domestica (apple)
Lineage: Eukaryota; Viridiplantae; Streptophyta; Magnoliopsida; Rosales; Rosaceae
Product: protein UNUSUAL FLORAL ORGANS-like
Molecular function (GO): protein binding
Source: RefSeq, a predicted model, not a curated record